UGCUCCUGGGUUGCUGUGGUCUCUGCCAGGCAAGUGGAGGAGGAAGAGGAGGAAGAAGAAACGGUGGUACUGCAGAGGCAAAGGAGCUCUUGAAGGCUUCCCAGCUCUCCCUCUUCUUCCCAGCCCCUCCUGCCUGUGCCCACGACCCAGCAUGGCUUUGCUAGUGCAUCUCAAGACAGUCUCGGAGCUGCGGGGCAAGGGCGACCGGAUCGCUAAAGUGACUUUUCGAGGCCAGUCCUUCUAUUCCCGAGUCCUGGAGAACUGUGAGGAAGUGGCCGACUUCGAUGAGACCUUCCGGUGGCCAGUGGCCAGUAACAUCAACAGCAAUGAGAUGCUGGAGAUUCAGAUCUUCAACUACAGCAAAGUCUUCAGCAACAAGCUAGUGGGAACCUUCCGAAUGGUGCUGCAGAAGGUGGUGGAGGAGAAGCAGGUGGAGGUGACCGACACCCUGAUCGAUGACAAUAAUGCCAUCCUAAAGACGAGCCUAUGUGUGGAAGUGCGGUAUCAGGCCAACGACGGCUCGAUGGGCCCCUGGGAUGAUGGGGACUUCCUGGGGGACGAGUCCCUGCAGGAGGAAGAGAAGGACAGCCAGGAGACAGACGGACUGCUCCCCAGCUCCAGGCCCGGCUCCCGGCCCACUGGCCAGAAGAGCUUCCGAAGAGCUGGGAGGAGCGUGUUCUCCGCCAUGAAGCUGGGCAAGACGAGGCCGCACAAGGAAGAGCCCCAGAGAGCAGAUGAACCUGCGGUGCUGGAGAUGGAUGACCUUGACCGCCUGGCCAUUCGACUAGGAGAUGGCUUGGAUCCUGACUCAGUGUCACUGGCGUCUGUCACUGCUCUAACCACCAAUGUCUCCAACAAGCGGUCCAAGCCAGACAUUAAGAUGGAACCAAGUGCUGGGCGGCCCAUGGAUUACCAGGUCAGCAUCACUGUGAUCGAAGCCCGGCAGCUGGUAGGCUUGAACAUGGACCCUGUGGUGUGCGUGGAGGUGGGCGAGGACAAGAAGUACACGUCCAUGAAGGAGUCCACCAACUGCCCCUACUACAACGAGUAUUUUGUCUUCGACUUCCACGUCUCUCCUGAUGUCAUGUUUGACAAGAUCAUCAAGAUCUCGGUCAUUCACUCCAAGAACCUGCUGCGUAGUGGCACCCUGGUGGGCUCCUUCAAGAUGGACGUGGGCACCGUAUACUCCCAGCCUGAACAUCAGUUCCACCACAAGUGGGCCAUCCUCUCGGACCCCGAUGACAUCUCAGCCGGACUCAAGGGCUAUGUGAAGUGCGACGUGGCCGUGGUGGGCAAAGGGGAUAAUAUCAAGACACCCCACAAGGCCAACGAGACGGACGAGGAUGACAUUGAAGGGAACCUCCUGCUCCCUGAUGGGGUGCCCCCUGAGCGCCAAUGGGCCCGCUUCUAUGUGAAGAUUUACCGUGCGGAGGGCCUGCCCCGAAUGAACACCAGCCUCAUGGCCAACGUGAAGAAGGCCUUCAUCGGCGAGAACAAGGACCUGGUAGACCCCUACGUUCAAGUCUUCUUUGCUGGGCAGAAGGGCAAGACGUCGGUGCAGAAGAGCAGCUAUGAGCCGCUGUGGAACGAGCAAGUAGUCUUCACCGACCUCUUUCCCCCACUCUGCAAGCGCAUGAAGGUCCAGAUCCGAGACUCGGACAAGGUCAAUGACGUGGCCAUCGGCACCCACUUCAUUGACCUGCGCAAGAUUUCCAAUGACGGGGACAAAGGCUUCCUGCCCACCCUGGGUCCAGCCUGGGUGAACAUGUAUGGCUCCACCCGCAACUACACGCUGCUGGACGAACACCAGGACCUGAAUGAGGGCCUGGGUGAGGGUGUGUCCUUCCGAGCUCGCCUCAUGCUGGGCCUGGCCGUGGAAAUCCUGGACACCUCGAACCCCGAACUCACCAGCUCCACAGAGGUGCAGGUGGAACAGGCCACCCCAGUCUCUGAAAGCUGCACAGGCAAGAUGGAAGAAUUCUUUCUAUUUGGGGCCUUCCUGGAGGCCUCAAUGAUUGACCGGAAAAAUGGAGAGAAGCCGGUCACCUUCGAGGUCACAAUCGGCAACUAUGGGAAUGAAGUCGAUGGCCUAUCCCGACCCCAGCGGCCCCGGCUACGUUCCAGGAAGGAGCCUGGGGCUGAGGAAGAAAUAGAUCUGAUCCAGAACUCAAGUGAUGAGGAACCGGACGAGGCUGGGGAGCUGGUGUCCGUCUCCUCCACUCCACCCAUGCGGCCCCAGAUCACUGACAGGAACUACUUCCACCUGCCCUACCUGGAGCGCAAGCCCUGCAUCUACAUCAAGAGCUGGUGGCCUGACCAGCGACGACGCCUGUACAAUUCCAACAUCAUGGACCACAUCGCAGACAAGCUGGAAGAAGGCCUCAAUGACGUCCAGGAGAUGAUCAAAACUGAGAAGUCCUACCCGGAGCGCCGGCUGCGUGGAGUCCUGGAGGAGCUCAGCUGUGGCUGCCACCGCUUCCUAACCUUGGCAGACAAGGACCAGGGACACUCAUCCCGGACCAAGCUAGACCGGGAGCGCCUCAAGUCCUGUAUGCGGGAGCUGGAGAGUAUGGGACAGCAGGCCAAAGCACUGCGAGCUCAAGUGAAGCGACACACGGUGCGGGACAAACUGCGGCUAUGCCAGAACUUCCUGCAGAAGCUGCGCUUCCUGGCCGACGAGCCCCAGCACAGCAUCCCCGACGUCUUCAUCUGGAUGAUGAGCAACAACAAGCGCAUCGCCUACGCCCGGGUGCCUUCCAAGGACCUGCUCUUCUCCCCCGUGGAGGAGGAGCUGGGCAAGGACUGCGCCAAGGUCAAGACGCUUUUCCUCAAGCUCCCAGGAAAGCGGGGCUUCGGCUCUGCGGGCUGGACGGUGCAGGCCAAGCUGGAGCUGUACCUGUGGCUGGGCCUCAGCAAGCAGCGCCAGGACUUCCUGUGCGGCCUACCCUGCGGCUUCGAAGAGGUCAAGGCCUCCCAGGGCCUGGGCCUACACUCCUUCCCGCCCAUCAGCCUGGUCUACACCAAGAAACAGGCCUUCCAGCUCCGUGCACACAUGUACCAGGCUCGAAGCCUCUUCGCAGCUGACAGCAGCGGCCUCUCCGACCCCUUCGCCCGAGUCUUCUUCAUCAACCAGAGUCAGUGCACCGAGGUGCUGAAUGAGACGCUGUGCCCCACCUGGGACCAAAUGCUGGUCUUCGACAACCUGGAGCUGUACGGGGAGGCCCACGAGCUGCGUGACGAUCCCCCCAUCAUUGUCAUUGAGAUCUAUGACCAGGAUAGCAUGGGCAAAGCGGACUUCAUGGGCCGCACCUUCGCCAAGCCCCUGGUGAAGAUGGCCGAUGAGGCAUACUGCGCACCCCGCUUCCCACCGCUGCUGGAGUAUUACCAGAUCUUCCGCGGCAACGCCACAGCUGGGGACCUGCUGGCCGCCUUCGAGCUGCUGCAGAUUGGGCCUGCAGGGAAGGCUGAGCUGCCACCCGUUAAUGGCCCAGUGGACGUGGACCGUGGCCCUAUCAUGCCCGUGCCCGUGGGUAUCAGGCCUGUGCUGAGCAAGUACCGAAUCGAGGUGCUGUUCUGGGGUCUGCGGGACCUGAAGCGAGUGAACCUUGCCCAGGUGGACAGGCCACGAGUGGAUAUUGAGUGCGCAGGGAAGGGAGUGCAGUCCUCUCUGAUCCAUAAUUACAAGAAGAACCCCAACUUCAACACCCUCGUCAAAUGGUUUGAAGUGGACCUCCCCGAAAAUGAGCUCCUGCACCCACCACUGAACAUCCGUGUGGUGGACUGCCGGGCCUUCGGCCGCUACACCCUGGUGGGUUCCUGUGCUGUCAGCUCCCUGCGUCGCUUUAUCUACCGACCCCCUGACCGUGCGGCACCUAGCUGGAACACCACAGUCAGGCUCCUCCGGGGCUAUGGUAUGCUGUGCCAUGCGGGCCCCCACUCUCGCCCCACAGGGGAGGUGGUGGUGAGCAUGGAACCUGAAGCGCCCCUCAAGAAGCUGGAGACGAUGGUGAAACUUGACGCGACCUCUGACGCUGUCAUCAAGGUGGAUGUGGCUGAGGAGGAGAAGGAGAAGAAGAAAAAGAAAAAGAAAGGGGGCUCUGAGGAGUUGGAGGAGGAGGAGCCGGAUGAGAGCAUGCUGGACUGGUGGUCCAAGUACUUCGCCUCCAUCGACACCAUGAAGGAGCAACUUCGACAUCAAGAGGCUUCAGGCAUUGACUUGGAGGAGAAGGAGGAGCUGGAGAACACGGAUGGCCUGAAGGGGCCGAUGAAAAGCAAAGAGAAGGCAAAGGUUGCCAAGGAGGAGAAGAAGAAGAAAGUUCAGGGCCCUGCCCCUGCCCCAGGCACUGAGGUCCCAGAGAAGAAGAAAGCGAAGAUCGAUGAGUUGAAGGUGUAUCCCAAAGAGCUGGAGACAGAGUUUGACAACUUUGAGGACUGGCUGCACACUUUCAACCUGCUCCGGGGCAAGACGGGGGAUGACGAAGAUGGCUCCACAGAGGAGGAGCGCAUCGUGGGCCGCUUCAAGGGCUCCCUCUGCGUGUACAAAGUGCCGCUCCCAGAAGACGUGUCUCGAGAGACAGGCUACGACCCCACCCAUGGCAUGUUCCAAGGCAUCCCCAGCAAUGAGCCCAUCAACGUGCUGGUCCGCAUCUACGUGGUUCGGGCCACAGAUCUGCACCCCGCAGACAUCAAUGGCAAGGCCGAUCCCUACAUCGCCAUCAAGCUGGGCAAGACCGACAUCCGUGACAAGGAGAACUACAUUUCCAAGCAGCUCAACCCAGUUUUUGGGAAGUCUUUUGACGUCGAGGCCUCCUUCCCCAUGGAGUCCAUGCUGACUGUGGCUGUCUACGACUGGGACCUAGUGGGCACCGAUGAUCUCAUUGGGGAGACCAAGAUUGACCUGGAGAACCGCUUCUACAGCAAGCAUCGAGCCACCUGUGGCAUUGCUCAGUCCUAUUCCUUGCAUGGCUACAAUAUCUGGCGGGACCCCAUGAAGCCCAGUCAGAUCCUGACCCGCCUCUGCAAGGACGGCAAAGUUGACGGCCCCCACUUUGGACCCCCAGGAAGAGUGAAAGUAGCCAACCGAGUUUUCACUGGGCCCUCAGAGAUCGAGGACGAGAAUGGGCAGCGGAAGCCCACGGAGGAGCACGCGGCGCUGUGGGCACUGCGGCACUGGGAGGACAUUCCUCGAGUGGGCUGCCGUCUGGUACCUGAACACGUAGAGACAAGGCCUCUACUCAACCCUGACAAGCCGGGUAUCGAGCAGGGCCGCCUGGAACUGUGGGUGGAUAUGUUCCCCAUGGACAUGCCAGCCCCUGGGACGCCUCUGGACAUCUCCCCCAGGAAGCCUAAGAAGUACGAGUUGCGUGUCAUCGUGUGGAACACGGAUGAGGUGGUCCUGGAGGACGACGACUUUUUCACGGGGGAGAAAUCCAGUGACAUUUUUGUGCGGGGGUGGCUCAAGGGCCAGCAGGAGGAUAAACAGGACACGGACGUACACUACCACUCCCUCACGGGUGAGGGCAACUUCAACUGGCGCUACCUGUUCCCAUUCGACUACCUGGCGGCCGAGGAGAAGAUUGUCAUCUCCAAGAAGGAAUCUAUGUUUUCGUGGGACGAGACGGAGUAUAAGAUCCCCGCACGCCUGACGCUGCAGAUCUGGGAUGCUGACCACUUCUCGGCCGACGACUUCCUGGGUGCCAUCGAGCUGGACCUGAACCGAUUCCCUCGAGGCGCCAAGACGGCCAAGCAGUGCAGCAUGGAGAUGGCCACGGGAGAAGUGGAUGUCCCCCUCGUGUCCAUCUUCAAGCAGAAGCGCGUCAAAGGCUGGUGGCCACUCCUGGCUCGGAAUGAGAACGAUGAGUUUGAACUCACGGGCAAAGUGGAGGCUGAGUUGCACCUGCUGACGGCGGAGGAGGCAGAGAAGAACCCGGUGGGCCUGGCCCGCAAUGAGCCCGACCCACUAGAGAAGCCCAACCGGCCUGACACGGCCUUCGUCUGGUUCCUCAACCCGCUCAAGUCUAUCAAGUACCUCAUCUGCACCCGCUACAAGUGGCUCAUCAUCAAGAUAGUGUUGGCGCUGUUGGCGCUGCUCAUGCUGGGCCUCUUCCUCUACAGCAUGCCCGGCUACUUGGUCAAGAAGCUUCUGGGCGCCUGAGCCUGGCCCUGAGCCGGGAGCUCCGGGCAGGGAGGGAGGAGGGCCGGCCCUGUGCCCUGACCACUGGGGCCUCCAGCCUGACCCCCUAAGGGCCGGGGAUGCUGAGCUGGGCCUCAGCCUUGUCCUCCCCUGCGUGCUGGUUGUUCGUUCUCUCAAUAAAGGAAUUGAAGGCUGAACUGGCA
Molecule: messenger RNA, 6336 nt
Organism: Suncus etruscus (white-toothed pygmy shrew)
Lineage: Eukaryota; Metazoa; Chordata; Mammalia; Eulipotyphla; Soricidae
Gene: OTOF
Product: otoferlin
Exons: 46
Coding region: 152-6154 (2000 amino acids)
Biological process (GO): plasma membrane organization; synaptic vesicle priming
Cellular component (GO): presynaptic active zone membrane; synaptic vesicle membrane
Molecular function (GO): AP-2 adaptor complex binding; calcium ion binding
Source: RefSeq, a predicted model, not a curated record